CCACCGCUGCCGAGACAAAAUGGCGCCGAGAAGCCGCCUUAGCGCAGGCGCCUUAGAAAGACUCUGCCCCGCCCCCUUGCGAGCCCCUGGCCGCUGCUCCAGGUUCUGUUUCCAUGGGACACUUCGGCGCCAAUCCUCGUGCCGAACUGCUCUUCCUGACCCCUCAAUUCACCAAUCAGUGCUCAGUCAAGCACAUCCGGAGUCGUUUUUACCAAUCAUUUCUCAGGACUUGCUUACUCAAUACCUUACCUUCCAAUAGCACUGGCCUUCGAAGAUGGCCAAUCAUAAGUGGACGAUGUCCUACCUGCUGUUUUUCGCACCAAUCCGUGAAGUUUCAGAGCUACAUCCAAUGAGGACGGCAGCUAGCGAGCUCCAAUCCGAAGCUCUUCGGCGUCAUGAGCAGCCAAUAGGAGUUCGUGUAGGAGCGAGUCUGCUCAACAGCUUGUUAUUUGGUGGAUUGUGGCAGUAAAUCGGGCGAGUGGGGGACCGGGCGCAGGAACUGCUGCCGCGGCCGGUAGAGGUGCUGCCCGGACCGGGGCCCGCGGGGGGCCAGUGGGGGCAGAGCACUGGGGAGCUGACAGCGCGCACUUCACCCGCACUCGCGACAGUGAAGAUAGCUCGUUGAGCUGGAACCCCACAGAUCACCAAUAAAAAUGAAGGCGGCGGAUGAGCCUGCCUACCUGACAGUGGGAACUGAUGUCAGUGCCAAGUACCGAGGUGCCUUCUGUGAGGCAAAGAUUAAGACUGUGAAGAGGCUGGUAAAAGUUAAGGUACUCCUGAAACAAGAUAAUACUACACAGCUGGUGCAGGAUGAUCAAGUAAAGGGCCCUUUAAGAGUUGGAGCUAUUGUUGAAACAAAGACAUCUGAUGGAUCCUUUCAGGAAGCUAUUAUCAGCAAGUUGACAGAUGCUAGUUGGUAUACUGUGGUGUUUGAUGAUGGUGAUGAGAGAACACUGAGACGUACCUCACUUUGCCUGAAAGGGGAGAGACAUUUUGCAGAGAGUGAGACACUUGACCAGCUUCCAUUAACAAAUCCAGAGCAUUUUGGAACUCCAGUAAUUGCAAAGAAGACGAACAGAGGAAGGAGGUCCUCUCUUCCUGUUACGGAAGAUGAAAAGGAAGAAGAAAGUAGUGAGGAGGAAGAUGAAGAUAAGCGACGUCUCAAUGAUGAAUUAUUAGGAAAAGUUGUAAGUGUGAUAGCUACAUCUGAGAAGACUGAAUGGUAUCCUGCUUUGGUAGUAUCUCCCAGCUGUAAUGAUGACAUCACAGUGAAAAAAGACCAGUGUUUAGUUCGAUCAUUUACUGAUUCCAAAUUUUACUCUAUAGCAAGAAAGGACAUCAAAGAAGUAGACAUUCUCAAUCUACCUGCAUCUGAGCUCUCUGCUAAACCAGGGCUUCAAAAAGCAAGCAUUUUCUUAAAAACAAGAGCUGUUCCUGACAAUUGGAAAAUGGAUAUGAAUGAAAUCCUUGAGUCAUCCAGUAGUGAUGAUGAAGAUGGCCCGGCUGAAGAAAAUGAUGAAGAGAAGGAAAAAGAGGCCAAAAAGGAAGAAGAGGAGGUGCCUGAGGAAGAACUUGAUCCUGAAGAGAGGGACAACUUCCUCCAACAACUUUAUAAGUUUAUGGAAGACAGAGGUACUCCAAUCAAUAAACCACCUGUUUUGGGCUAUAAAGAUCUCAAUCUCUUCAAACUCUUCAGGCUGGUUUAUCAUCAGGGUGGAUGUGACAAUAUUGAUAGUGGUGCUGUAUGGAAGCAAAUUUAUAUGGACCUUGGCAUUCCUAUUUUGAAUUCAGCUGCUUCCUACAAUGUAAAAACUGCUUAUAGAAAGUAUCUCUAUGGUUUUGAGGAGUACUGCCGUUCUGCAAAUAUUCAGUUCAGAACUAUUCACCACCAUGAACCAAAAGUAAAAGAGGAAAAAAAAGACUUUGAAGAAUCAAUGGAAGAGGUGCUAAAAGUAGAUCAAGAAAUGCCUUUAGUAGAAGUGAAGAGUGAGCCUGAGGAAAAUAUUGAUUCAAACAGUGAAAGUGAAAGAGAAGAAAUAGAAUUAAAAUCUCCAAGGGGACGGAGGAGAAUUGCUCGAGAUGCAAAUUCUAUUAAAAAGGAAAUUGAAGAGGAGAAAACAGAAGACAAAUUAAAAGAAAAUGAUACAGAAAAUAAGGAUGUAGAUGAUGACUAUGAAAGUCCAGAGAAAAAAGAAAAUGAGCUACUACUGGGGAGAAAAAAUACACCGAAGCAAAAAGAGAAGAAAAUGAAAAAGCAGGAGGGUUCUGACAAAGACUCAGAUGAAGAGGAAGAGAAAAGCCAAGAGAGGGAAGAAACCGAAAGCAAAUGUGACUCUGAAGGAGAGGAAGAUGAGGAAGACAUGGAGCCCUGCCUAACAGGAACCAAAGUGAAAGUAAAAUAUGGACGUGGGAAAACACAGAAAAUUUAUGAAGCCAGUAUUAAAAGCACUGAACUUGAUGAUGGAGAAGUUUUAUACUUGGUACAUUACUAUGGAUGGAAUGUCAGGUACGAUGAAUGGGUGAAGGCUGACAGGAUAAUCUGGCCUUUGGACAAAGGUGGACCAAAGAAAAAACAGAAGAAAAAAACUAAAAAUAAAGAAGACAGUGAAAAGGAUGAAAAGAGGGAUGAGGAGAGGCAGAAGUCAAAACGUGGACGACCUCCUUUAAAAUCUACCCUUUCAUCUAACAUGCCAUAUGGUUUGUCUAAGACACCAAACAGUGAAGGAAAAUCAGAUUCUUGUUCAUCUGAUAGUGAAACAGAAGACACUUUAGAAAAGAAUUUGAUGAAUGAAGAACUUUCUCCUGAUACUAAAGACGAAGUAGAAAAAAAUGAAAAUGUAAAUGAUGAUAAACUAGAUGAAGAAAAUCCAAAGAUUGCACAUAUAUUAAAAGAAAAUGAUAGGACUCAAAUGCAGCCUUUAGAAACCCUGAAGUUAGAAGUUGGAGAGAAUGAACAAAUAGUACAGAUUUUUGGAAACAAAAUGGAACAAGUAGUAGAAGUUAAGAAAGAGGCAGAAAAAUCUCCUAAAGGGAAGGGAAGAAGGAGCAAGACAAAAGAUCUUUCUUUAGAAAUUAUAAAGAUUUCAUCGUUUAGCCAGGAUGAAGCAGGAUGUGAACCUCAAAUGGAGACUCAGAAUCUAGAAUUUCCUUCAUUAGACAAUAAAGACUUUUCUUCUGCUACGGAAGAUGAAGCUGACCACUGUGUAAAAGAAAAAAAGUUGAAACGGAAAAUACAAGGACAAUCAUCACCAGAGAAAAAAAUAAGAAUUGAGAAUGGAAUGGAAAUGACAAAUAGCUUAUCUCAAGAAAGGACCAGUGAUUGUAUCGAAUCUGAGGGAAAGAAGAACUUAAAUUUUGAACAGCACUUUGAAACAGAAAAUGAGGGAAUGCCGUCAUUAAUAGCAGAGUCAAAUCAACGCGUCCAAGAACUGACUAGUGAAAAAUUUGAUAGUCCGGCUGCAGAAACUGUAAAUACUCCACUAAAAGAAGAAGAGGAUGCAAUGCCUCUGAUUGGGCCUGAAACCUUGGUUUGCCAUGAAGUUGAUCUGGAUGAUUUGGAUGAAAAGGAUAAGAACAGUAUUGAGGAUGUGGUGGUAGAAAGCUCUGAAUCUAAUUCUCUCAUUUCAGUUCCACCUGCCCUACCUCCUGUAGUACCGCAUAACUUUUCAGAAGCUUCACCACUUACUCUCAGUCAAGAUGAGUCUCGAAGUAUAAAAAGUGAGAGUGACAUAACGAUUGAAGUUGAGAGUAUUGCUGAGGAAUCUCAGGAAGGUCUCUGUGAGAGGGAAUCAGCAAAUGGAUUUGAAGCCAGUGUUGCUUCCAGUACCUGUAGUAUAAUCAUACAAGAGAGAGAGAGCAGAGAGAAGGGUCAGAAGAGGCCAAGCGAUGGAAAUAGUGGAUUAUUGGCAAAAAAGCAAAAGCGUACCCCAAAGCGAACAAGUGCUGUAGCCAAAAAUGAAAAGAAUGGAACAGGACAGAGCAGUGAUAGUGAAGACCUUCCUGUCCUAGACAAUUCAAGCAAAUGUAUCCCUGUAAAGCAUCUUAGUGUAUCAAAGCCACAGAAGCUUGCGCGAUCUCCUGCAAGAAUAUCCCCUCACAUCAAAGAUGGAGAAAAAGAUAAACACAGAGAAAAACAUCCGAACUCAUCUCCUCGGACAUAUAAGUGGAGCUUUCAACUCAAUGAAUUAGAUAAUAUGAAUAGUACAGAGAGAAUCUCUUUUCUUCAAGAAAAACUACAGGAAAUCAGAAAAUAUUACAUGUCCUUGAAGUCUGAAGUUGCAACUAUAGAUAGGAGGAGAAAAAGAUUAAAAAAGAAAGACCGAGAAGUGUCUCAUGCAGGAGCCUCCAUGUCAUCUGCUUCAUCAGACACGGGAAUGAGUCCCUCAUCCUCUUCUCCCCCACAAAAUGUACUUGCUGUAGAAUGCAGGUGAUAAAUGUUUUCUCUGCCUUCCCAGCAGUUUGCUGCCAUGGACAUAAAUCCCAAAACCCUGAAAUACAACCACACAAAGCACUCAACUGGUUUGACAUUGCCAAGUUAUAUCCUGUAUACUUUCCCAGGCUGGAUUGUAUCUACUCCUUUCUCUUUUCUUUUCUUCCUGUUGCAAAAUAUAAGCUGAUUAAUAAUUGAAGGUUAGGCAGCCUGCCAUAUUUGUCAUAAUUUUUCCCCUUUUAAUUUUUUUUCAUUUUUUGUGAAUAUAGAAAAAGGGCACUUAGCAAAUUUGAAUUUGUAUAAUAAAGCUUUCAGGUGUUACAGAAAUCAUAGAUAAGCAAGUGCACAUGGUAAACAUCUAAAUAUUAUCCAGCUGAGUAGUUACUGCUGCACUUUCACUAAGAUGUAUUUGAACACUUGGUGAGUUAGGGGGUUUAUGUUUGUGUGUGUGUGUGUGUGUGUGUGUUUUUUUAAUUGUUUUUUAUUUUUGUGGAAGCACUUGCUAUUUAGAACUGCCAAAGUAUAUGUUCAGCAGUGUGCCCAGUUUUAAAGGUGUAAAUGGGACAAAAUAAAUUGUGAAAGGAAGUGUAGUUGACUGAAAACUACAGUUGUAAUAAGUCUUCCACUUUUUAUAGGAUUUUUGAGCACACAAUUAUGCAAAUAUUUUAAUGUUUAUUAAUGUUUACAGUGGAAUUGUGAAUAAGUUUUCAGUGGACUAUCUUAUCCCUUGACAAAAAUAUUUUGUCUUUUUUCUAUGUAAUUUCAGAGUUUUUAUUUUGUUACAAAAAGACAAAAAUGAAAUAUAUAACAACAAUGAAGUUAUUUAACAAGAUUUCUAAAGCUGAAAAUUUUGUGUAAAAUAAGGUAUUAUCUUGCAACUUGUUAAAUAUAUUUAUUCAGACAUUGGAUGUUGUAUUUUUAUGUAUUUUUAAAAAUAUUAAUAAAAUUGAAAAAAAGAAAAUUCUAGGUUAAUUCACUCUUUGGAUGACAAAAGCUCUCAGCUGUCCCUUUUACAGGAGGUUGUAGGCUGCAGCCUUGCCUGUAUCGAAGGGAGUGUCUCAGUCCUUCAAACAGAACUAUUAAUGGGCAUCUGGAUCAUUGAAGUAUGUCCUCAUGUAGAAACUUUGGCAGUCCUAGUACUGAAGCUGUUUUGAGGAUCAGAUUUUUGGUUGCCCUUAAGAUACUUUGUCAGUUUUUAUGUUUGCUAUACUGCCGAAUAAAUUCAUAUCUCCCAGAGUUGAGAUGCAACAACUAAGUAAAACAACUAUGUAUGCUUUGUCUGUGAAUUGUCCCACAGACGGAUACAUUUGUAAAUAAUUCUUCCAAAAUCAUGUAUUUAAAGCAAGUUUUGCAUAUACAUUAUGUAAAAAGGUGAUUUUUUUAAACUCAAUUUUUAAAUUCAUGUUUGUACAUUGAAAGGGGUUUUUUAAAGCUCCUUUUCUGUGUUUAAUAUGUUGUAGAAUAAUAACCUAGAAGCUGUAGACUGUAUAUCAGGAUCUGAUUUACAAGAACAAAGUCCGAGCUAAACACUAGUGAUGACCUAGCAUUACUGAAAUCAUUGUUUCCUAAUUUCAUUUUACCACGUUGUGAACUUGUGAUUCAGAUUCCUUCCAUUUUCGCAGAGAAUUAAAAACAAAAGAGUACUCUUGUAAAAUGCACUUUUCUGUCUUUUCUUUGCAAAGCAGAGUAUUUCAAUGUAAUAUAAAAAUGGAGCUCAGCGGGCAGUAUUAAUAAAGGCCGUGUUUUAAACAUAGGCUUUACAUUUUUUAGUUUUCAUUUAAGUGAUUGUUUUUGUCCUACGUGCCAGUAGCUUAAAAGUUGGAAAAUCAGACUUCAUAAAGUAAAACAUUUCAGUAUAUUCUUCAGUCUUUAGUUAAAUAAACAAAAUAUUAAUUCCUCUCAAUUAUAAAAAUGAAAAAAAUGUGCCAUUCAAAUCCAAUUGGAACUAGGAUUCACACAUUAGGUAUUCUAAUGAUUUCUUUCAGUAAAUCUGAGACAACUAGUUAUCAGCCUGAGAACUGUCCCUUCUAAUUGAUAUGUCUGGUAAUGAAGUAUUAGGACAUUGCUGCAGAGCAAAAUUGUAUAUUCAUUGAAUAUGAAUAUAGAUACUUAAAAUCCUUUAUUUUUGGAGCUGGAAGAGAUUAUGAAAUUAACUAUCAAAUAGGUAUUAUAAUUCAAAUAUUGGGCAUAUAAAUGUACAUUUUCUCAAAACAUGUUUUGAGUUUAACUUUGACUAGCUAGCUCUUGAAUAUGAAAGUAAAAGAUUCUAUUUAAUAACCGCUGUCUAAACAUAGAAGAUGCUAUACGUAAAAUCAAGUUAAGUAUUUAUGGAGCUCUUUUAAUUUUCCAUUUUGUGCUUAUAUUGUUGUUCUGUGUUACAUUUCUAGUUUUCCUGUCCUUCACUAAGAGUGUUUGUAUUUAGCACUUUUAAAAAGACAACUACAUAGUAGGUCUUUGAGGAAAUUGCUUUAAAUUAUGUAAAUCUAUACAGAUGAAGCUAUUAAUUUACACAGUGGCUGCAAUAAUGGGCUCAAAUACAGCAAGGAUUGUGAGGAUGGUACAGGACUGGGCAGUGUUUUGUUCUGUUAUACACAGGGUCGCUAUGAGUUGGAACCAACUCUAUGGUACCUAAAACAACAAACCAACGUAUCUUUCUUAUAAACCCUUUAAUUUAACGUGGCUGUCAACAUUGUGGAAACCCUGGUGGCGGACUGGUUAAGUGCUGCAGCUGCUAACCAAAAGGUUAGUAGUGCAUAUUUACCAGGCGCUCCUUGGAAACUAUGGGGCAGUUCUACUGUGUCCUACAGGGUCCCUAUGAGUCAGAAUUGGCUCGACUGCGGUGGCUUUUUUUCUUCCAGUCAACAUUGUGAAAGCACUUGAAGCUAUAUAGAACCACAGAUACCACUUAUUACCAGAAUUCAUUCAUCAGCAAUUCACUGAGUAUCUUUUAUGUGCCGGGUGUUGUGCUAAGGCCCAGGAGCCACAACACUGAACAAGACAGAAAGGGUCUUUGUCUUCAUGGAAUGUAUAAUCGAGUGGGGUGGAUGUUAAACAGCAUAUGGCAUUAUUAAACUGCAGGUGUGAUAAGCAUAUGACGUUAUAGCAUACCAUGAAGUAAUGAUACAGAGCCCUACUAGUUUGAAGGCAAAGGUGACCUGGGAAGGCUUUGCAGAGAAAGGGACCCUUAAACUGAGUUCCAGUGAGGAUUAUGAAUUGGCGAGGCAAAUGGGAGGAAAGCUAAGAAGGGUGUAGUGUUCCAAGUGUGUGAGGGAGGAGAGAUUGCAGGUAAUGAGCCAGGGCAAGAGUAGAUCUGAGGCAGGAACCAGGCCAAAAAAGGCCAUUCAGGCAUUGUCCUGCACUUGCCCACCUCUGUCUUCGCUCCUUCCAUUCCUCCCACCACUCUUCUCAAAAUCCACUUUUCCAUGAAGUUCUUUCUGACUUCUUACUACCAUCAGAAUUUGUGCUCCCAAAGCAUUUUCCUUUUCUGUAUUAUUUUACUUCACAGUUUAUCUUUUAAUAUGUUUACUUGUAUUUGUGUCUUUCUACCCAACUAGACGAUUGGUUCUUUAAGUGCUCUAUGGUAAUAAGUGUAUCUCACUAAGUGCCUGGUCCAGCAUCUAACACAUAGUAGGUGGGCAAAAUGAUGUAUAAUUGAGAAAAAUUGCUUCUGAAUUGCUAUUGUUUCUGUUUUUCAUGAGUGAUCCUUAUGUACAAAGCCAAAUAUUUAAAAGAGAACUUUCAGGUACUCAUAAAAUGAUGUUAAAAUAGCAUUUGUAUAGUGUGAGAACCAAGGUGUGCUUGACCCAAACCAUGGUUAUUUUCAGUCAUCUCAUAUGCAUGCAAAAAUUGGACAAUGAAUAAGAAGACUGAAGAAGAAUUGAUGCAUUUGAAUCAUGGUGUUGACAAAGAAUACUGACUAUUCCAUGGCUGCCACAAGAAUGAACAAAUCUGCUAUGGAAGAGGUACAGCCAGAAUGCUCAUUAGAAGUGAGGAUGGUGAGGCUUCGUCUUACAUACUUUGGACAUGUUAUCAGGAGGGACCAGCCCCUGGAGAAGGAUAUCAUGCUUGGUAUAGGGUCAUCAAAAAACAAGAAGACCCUCAACGAGAUGGACUGACACAGUGGCUGCAACAAUGGGCUCAAACAUACCAACGAUUGUGAGGAUGGUGCCAGACCGGGCAGUGUUUCGUUCUGUUGUACGUAGGGUCUCUCGGAGUCAGAAAUGACUCAACAGCACCUAGCAACACCACCACAGUGUAAAAGAGACUUUAACAGUCUAAUGCCCAGUAUUCUUAAAAUAAUGAUUUAUUUUUCCUUCUAUCCCUUCUUUCCUCUCAUUACUUUCAUGUGGUUACAUUUUUAUCCCAUUACAGGAAGAGUUCAGUAUGUGAUGGCAUUCCUCAUUAGAGAAGGUUGAAUGACUCUUAGAAUGGAGUUUGCACUAAUGAGGAAUUUCUAGUGAAUACAUGCUUAAUGUUUUCUCAGAGUAGGAACAGUUUGCCCUUUUAAAAAAUACUUUAUUGCAAAAUCAGAUUAUAUUUUCCACAGUGGAAGGCCUAAGAAAAAACUGUUCAUACAGACCCACUAUGCGUCUUUUAAAACAGAAAAGAGCAGUAUUUAUAAUUUUGACAUUUGUGGUUAAUAUAGUUAUGAAGCUAUCUUCAUUUUGGAAUCUGUAUCAUGUAGAAUUCAUUUUGAGAAGUUCUGUUCUGAAAAGUGCAAGGAACUUGCAUAUAUAAACAUACUAGCUUUUAAAAACAUGAAUAGGAUUUUCUUGUUAGGUGCUAUCAAGUUGGCUCUGACUCAUGGCAACCUUAUGUAUAACAGUGAAGCACUGCACAGUCCUGAGCCAUUUUCAUGAUCAUUGGUAUGUUUGAGUCCAUUAUUGUGGUCAUUGUGUCAGUCUACCUCACUGAUGUUUUCCCUCAUUUUUGUUGGUCAUCUGCUUUACCAAACACAAUGUCCCUUUUUUGCAGUUCAUCUUCCCUGGUGAUAUGUCCAAGGUAAACAAGUUGAAGUCUUGCCAGCCUUGCUUCUAAGGAACAUUUUGUUGUAUUUCUUCUAAGACUGAUUUGGUCAUUCUUUUGGCAGUCCACCGUAUAUUCAACAUUCUUCACCAACACCACAGUUCCAAUGCAAGAUAAAAAGAACUAAUCAAAAUGUUCAUCACUAUGGGGCUAGCUAAAUACAUUAUGAUACACUGAUAAUGGUAGAAUACUAUGCAACUGAAAAAAGAAUGAGGAAGCAUACAAUAUUUCUCGAAGGAUUAAAUGAGUACAGUAGUUGCCUCUGGGGAAGGGAAACUAGCUGAAAGACAGAUUUGGGAGGAAUAUAUUCAUUGUAAUCUCUUGUGUCUUUUAAGUUUUGAACCAUAUGAAUGAUUACCCAUUCAAAAUACAGAUAUAAAGUCUUAUAAAUUUGUCUCUGAAACUCAAAUUAGCUCCAAUUUUCAGUGUGUUUAGUUUGUUUUCCAAUUUAAUUUAAAACUGAAUUUUAGAGUCUAAACCCUUCAUUUUAAAACUGAGACUUAGAUCAAGUUGAUUUGCCUAUGUUUAAGUAGGUAGCUAAAUCAUAAAUGACUGUGCUUAUAAAUCCUAUUAAGGAGAAUGCCAGUCCCCCAUAAUUUCUCUUGACCUUACCAAGUGUUGUCAAAGAUGUGGAAGAAUGGGAGCUCCCAUACAAUGCACAACAGCACAAUUACUUUGGAAAAAUGGUUGGUAAUUUCUUUAAAAGUUGGACAUACACUCAUCAUAGGACCCAACCAUUCCACUGCCAAAAGAAAUGAAAAACUAAGUCCACACAUAUCAUCUUUGUUUAUAAUAGCAAAAACACUAAACAAAUAUCAAAAGGUGAAUGGAUUAACAAAUUGUAUAUACAUACAAGGGAAUACAACUCAACAACAAAAAGGAACAAACUGUUGAUACAUGCAACCAAAUAGAUGAAUCUCAAAAUAAUUAAUGCUGAUUAAAAGAAGCCAAAGAAGAGUACACACUUUUAUGAUUCCAUUUAUAUAAAGUUCUGGAAAAUACAAACUAUACUGACAGUAAAUCAGUGAUUGCCUGGGGACUUGGUUGGGGGUAGGGUUAAGGUAAGGCAGGAGGGAGAGAUUACAAAGGAACCCAGGGAAACUUUUAAGGGUGAUCAAAUGUGUUCAUUAUUUUGAUUGUGAUGGUUUCAUGGGUAUAUAUAUGUCAAAAGUAACAAAAGUGUAAUUUUAAAUUUAUAUGUGUGUAGUUUAGUGAACAUUAAAAAAAAAAAAACCCUUGUAAAGCAAAAUAUAUAUAUAUAGACGUGUCCAAACCCAAGGUCACUAUGGUUGGCUAGUACAGAGACUAGAAUUCAAAUGAUCAAGUCAGUGAUUAUUUUCGCCAGCUGAAAGCAGUGAGAAAUUUCUGUUCCCCUCCCCUCCACACACCAAAUAUGCCAUGACCUUUUUGUAUUUCUUUUGUCUGACCAGAAAUCUUAAGAUCUUCCAAGGUAGAUAUAUAUAUUAAAAAAACAAAAAAACAAAAACCUGUUGCUGUCGAGUCAAUUCCAACUCAUAGAGACCCUAUAAGACAAAGCAGAACUGCCCCACAGGGUUUCCAAGGAGCGGCUGGAUUUAAACUGCCAACCUUUUGGUUAGCAGCCAAGCUCUUAACCACUGCACUGCUCUUAACCAGGUAGGUAUAAUAAGCCCAAUAUAUUAUUUAUCAGUUUUGAAUAUAAAUAAAAAUCCUAUCUUUCAUAAUUUACCUAAACCAAAUUAUGCCCUUUUCCUCUAAUAUCUUAGCAUUUCUUAAGUAACUUUUUGAAACACUGAAACUGUUAACUUGGAAGUUUUACUCUAAUAACUUGGAUAGUCACUCCUGGGUUAUAUUUAUGUGACUUUCAUUUCUUGUUAUUAGAGUUUAUACUCUUUUAUUCUAAGUUGUUAGUUUAAUAUCCCAAGGAUCCUGCCUUACAUUUUAGUUUUAUUGCCCUUUCUCUGAUUCACUGGGUCUUCAGCCUCCAUCUGUUUUGUCUCAAGGUUCUCUCCCUCCUCACUGCCACUGCCCUGCCUCACCUGCCUUUAGCAUUCUCUUAGGACACAUACCCAAGCCUUUUAUUUACCCUGGCCUCGGAGAUUUUGGUGACUUAUAUCUUAUUAAUACUGAAGUAUUGACAUGAAUAAGAGAUGAGGAAAUUGGCUGAUGUUUAAAAGAGUAAUAUUAAAAGAACUAUACAUACAGAAGUACACAACAAAUAUUGAUAGAGUGUUUUGUGUAUACUGUGCACUCUGGCACUGCAGGAUUUUAGUACAGUGGACUCAAUGUGACAAUAACUGGGUUAAAAAAAAAAACCUAUCUAGUUCUUUGAGAUAAUAAAAUUGAUAAACCUCUAGCCAGACUGAUCAGGAAAAAUAGAGAGAAGGCACAAUUUACCAAUAUCAGGAAUGAGAGAGGUGGCAUUAACUAGAGAUUCUACAACUAUUAAAAGGUCAGUAAAGGAAUACCAUGAACAUCUUUAUGCCAAUAAAUUCAUCAGCUUAGAUGAAAUGGAAAAAGUCAUUGGGAGAUGCUGUAUAUAAACGCAGUGCUUUUUUUUUUUUCCCUUUACCCAGGUCUCACAAGUUAAAGGGCACAUCCUCCAGACUGCCAAAUGUGCUCAAGACUUCAGAGUCAGCUGUAAGCUCAGGCACCCCUAGACUCCCCUCAUUUCUGAACUGCUGACUACAAAUUAAGGGGUUCACACUAGCUCCU
This is a messenger RNA of Loxodonta africana (African savanna elephant), 12148 nucleotides long. RefSeq names its product AT-rich interaction domain 4A (gene ARID4A). Gene Ontology annotation, molecular function: transcription cis-regulatory region binding. Gene Ontology annotation, cellular component: nucleus. The transcript is spliced from 24 exons. The record is from RefSeq and is a predicted model, not a curated record. NCBI's taxonomy places the organism in Eukaryota, Metazoa, Chordata, Mammalia, Proboscidea, Elephantidae. Gene Ontology annotation, biological process: regulation of transcription by RNA polymerase II. Bases 654 to 4430 code for a protein of 1258 amino acids.